AUGGAUGCAGGCGCAAGCCAGGGACUCAACAUCAUUGGCUCAAUCGACUGUAAGGCGUGGGGCGUCCAUGAGUGUUGGGCGGACUCAAAAGUGCAUAUACAUUGGAAGGGAGCAGCGGAGAUAGUCUUGGCCUCGUGUACAGGGUAUCUUGAUUCAAAUGGUUGUGUGCAGUCCAUUGAUGAAGAAAAGGAGUUUUUCAAGACAGCUAUUGAUAACAUGGCUGCAAAUAGUCUGCGAUGUAUUGCCAUUGCAUACAGGUCCUACGAGUUGGACAAAGUACCUUCAGAGGAAGAACAAUUGAGUCAUUGGGCUUUACCUGAAGAAGAACUUACCUUGCUUGCUAUUGUCGGUAUAAAAGAUCCUUGUCGUGAUGGUGUCAGUGAUGUAGUGAAAACAUGCAUGGCUGCCGGUGUUAAGGUACGCAUGGUUACAGGAGACAAUCUUCAAACAGCCAAGGCAAUUGCUUUGGAGUGUGGGAUACUUGAUUCGAUAAAAGAUGCUACUCAUCCUACACUCAUUGAAGGAAAGGAUUUCCGUGCAUUAUCUGAAAGGGAGAGGGAACAAAUUGCCAAGAAAAUAACGGUAAUGGGAAGGUCUUCCCCAAAUGAUAAGCUUUUGCUUUUCCAAGCAUUAGGGAAGGGAGGAGAAGUUGUUGCUGUAACUGGAGAUGGCACUAAUGAUGCUCCUGCACUUCAUGAGGUUUGUUGUCUUUGUGCAAAAAGAAGUUUGUUGUAUUUUCUUAAUAGGAUAUUUGGUGCUUGUAUUUUCCAGGAUAUGAAAUGUCUUGACAAUGUGCUAAAUUUAAUGGAAGAUUGAUAAUUAAUAUUCAUAACUCACAAAUAAUGCAUGUGUGG
Molecule: messenger RNA, 854 nt
Organism: Humulus lupulus (European hop)
Lineage: Eukaryota; Viridiplantae; Streptophyta; Magnoliopsida; Rosales; Cannabaceae
Product: calcium-transporting ATPase 9, plasma membrane-type-like
Exons: 6
Coding region: 1-816 (271 amino acids)
Cellular component (GO): intracellular membrane-bounded organelle
Molecular function (GO): nucleotide binding; P-type calcium transporter activity
Source: RefSeq, a predicted model, not a curated record